CUUUUCCAAAUUCUUAAUAAAUUCUUAGGCAAAAUUAACCAGAAAGAAGAAGAAACAAAGCUGAUCUUAGAAAACCUGAAGGCUCAAGUGAAGAAAUAAAGAAGAUGAUCAAAUUAAUAUUCAUUGAAAGUUUGAUACUUAAGAAAAUGAAGGACAGAUUGCAACAGAGCACUCAUCAAGUCCAGAACAAUGUAACGAAUAUCACUGAAAGAUAUCAAAAGAUAUCUGAGAAUGAUGAAAAACUCCAAACAGCUCAAUUCUUGAUAGAAUCUAGAAAAGAUAUUAAAUAAAAUCAGAAAAAUUACAGGAAAAGUAAUCACUUUGGAAGAUGUCAAGACUCGAUUUAAUAAGGCUAUGAGAAGGAAAAAGAAACUAGUCUUGAAAUCAAUUACUACUUCGUCUAGUGAGAGCAGCACUCAGUCUUUGAUUAAUAAAUAUAAGAAUGAGGAGGAAGACGAGCUUGAGAAUGUUAAAAGCAAAGUAGAAGAGUUUAAGAUCUUAGAUAAACUUAUGUAUAUCUUGUAUAUCAAAAAAUAUUUUGAUCACCGAAAGCAAAAGAAUCAGACAAUCUCAAGAAAAUCAAACGUUGUUUGCUUUGAAUCUCUUAAGUUCUUCUAUGACCGCCAAUCAGUCAUAAAUAUGACAAUAGAUGAUACUUUCAGCAAUAAUAUCUUUGAAUCAACUCCUCUUUUAGCUUUAUUCUUAAAUAAAUGCGAGAUAUAUAAUGGAUAUUACCAUCAGACCAGAGAUCUCACCGAGGAUGAUAUCAUUCAAGCUGCUACAAACUGCAUUGAGAUCAUUAUUGAGAUGAACUCUAGAGCUAAACGGCUUUUUAACGAUACUGAUGGCGAUUAUUACACACUUAUUUAUGCUAAAUAACUCAAAGCUAAAAGCCCUCACAAAAGAGAAGGAAUUUUUCGAAAAUGAGCAUAAAAUUCUCCACGAGUUCUUGAGCAACAGGUCGAAAUCUGCUCUUCAAUUUUGGUCCAAAAGAAGCACAAAUGAGAUAAAAUAAAGAAGUCAAAGACAAGGAAGCUGAGAUUGCGAGACUCCAAGCCUUAGCAACUGAGAAUAAUCAGAAAUAUCAUCAAAUAAUGCAAGCUUUUCUGGCAAUGUUCAACUGUUUCAGAUUCAAAUGCUUCAAAAUAGUCGAAACUGUCAAAACUGUGGAAGACCAGAACCUCAGCCUCUCUGAUUCAGACAGUAGUGGUAAUCGGAGGUUCUUUUUAAAAAGUGCUAAAAUAGGAAGCUUCAGGCAGAAAAGGAAUUCUAUAUCAAACUUUGAAAAUAAGAAUACUCUAGCUAAAUAAGAAUUCUGUUUAUCCUCAAAGCAAUAAAUUUUUAUUCCUUAAACCAGACCUACCUAAACCCCCCGAGUCAGCCCUUCCGAUGAGUAAAAGAAAAUUUUAUAAAUCUAAACAUAAGAAAGGCAAAAUAGUACACUCUUCUGAUGCUAAUCAACCUUCAAGCGCUACUUGGACUAACCGUUUAAAUACAAAUCAGUCCAAAUAACUUACUCAAUCCUUCGAAAAGAAUGGAGAAAAUAAAGGAGAUUUCUCCUCUGAAAUUUCGCAACAAGAAGUCAGCAUGCUCACAUCUAAUCUCAUUCAUCGAAAAUACAGAAGCAAGCAAAUUCUCAGCUUCUUCAGACUCCGACUCUGAGGAGUCUUCGCACAUGCCUUCCUUCCUGGACAAGCCCAAAUUGAAAGUGUUCGAGGAGCCUCAGUACAAAUACGUUGCUCACAAUACUUUCAAAAUGAUUGCAACUCUGAUGAAGGCAACCGAUGCUCUUAAAGAAUUUUAUUCUAUUGAUGAAGAAGAUAGCUAUGUAAGGGAAAGCCAAGCCAACCUUGAGUACCAAGUCCAUAAGUACAGACUUGGAAAUUUUUGAAAAUUGAGGAAGAAGAAGAAGUAUGCAAGUCUUAAUAAGCGCAAUGCAGCAAGCUCGCUUUAUACUAGUAGAAAGCAGAGUGUGCGGUUGAGUAUGGACCAGGGUUUGGAGAAACAAGAAGUGUUGUCUAAAGAGCUGAGUGAGAAAGAAGCGGUAGUUAUUAACAAAGCUAUAAAUUCAUUCUCUGUCUUCCAGAGAGAAGAAAAAGUGUUUCAGAAAUAACCUGGCUCAGGAUGUGACCAACUUCAAAAUCACUUAUAAACGCCAGAUAAAGAAACUCUAAGAGAAACGAAAUCAAAAUUGAUGGAGCAGAAAGAAUUCAAUCCAUCCCUAAAGCUUUACGAAAACAAAAAAUAUUACUUCAAGUCUUCAGCCACAGCUCAAGCCUUUCCAGUUAGCUCCAGGAAGAAGUCUCUCCAGUAUAGCAAUGAAAUCAAAAAGAAAAAGAAGAAAAAGGAUCCUAUACAAGAGGCUAUUCGCAAUUUACCAUUCCUUGAACAGAGCAGGCUUGAACUUAAAGGAAAAAUUCCAGUAGAAAUUCAAAAGACUCUUAAUAAAAGUCAAAGUAUGGCAAUUAAAGAUCUGGAUAAAAUUGGAAGAUCUAGAAAGAGAAAUUAGAAUAACACCAAAACUCAAAACAAUAAUAAAAAAUAAC
Moneuplotes crassus is the source of this 2546-nucleotide messenger RNA. The record is from the annotation of a GenBank genome assembly. NCBI's taxonomy places the organism in Eukaryota, Ciliophora, Spirotrichea, Euplotida, Euplotidae.